This is a messenger RNA of Pseudozyma hubeiensis SY62, 1521 nucleotides long. RefSeq names its product protein phosphatase type 2A phosphotyrosyl phosphatase activator. The record is from RefSeq and is a predicted model, not a curated record. The transcript has a single exon. Gene Ontology annotation, cellular component: cytoplasm; nucleus; protein phosphatase type 2A complex. Bases 1 to 1521 code for a protein of 506 amino acids. Gene Ontology annotation, molecular function: peptidyl-prolyl cis-trans isomerase activity; protein tyrosine phosphatase activator activity. Gene Ontology annotation, biological process: mitotic spindle organization. Lineage: Eukaryota; Fungi; Basidiomycota; Ustilaginomycetes; Ustilaginales; Ustilaginaceae.
AUGCCGAUGAUCACACCAGCAUUACGGCGUGCGCAAGCAGGCGCGGCCACACCCGCACCAGCAUCUUCCUCCUCGCCCGCCGCUUCAUCCUCCACCACCGCCACCCUCCCCUCCCAACCACUCCCGGACCUACCUCGCAUCCCCCUCUCCCCCACCACACUCUCCCGCAUCGCACCACCCAUCAAAAAGAUCCACUCCGACUCCGAUCUUGAAUCAUGGAAGCGUUCGUCCGCAUACUCCACGUACACACUCUUUCUGCAACGCAUCUGCGAGGCUUCCGUUGGAAAACCCACUCGACUCCCAUCUCGACCCACCUCAAACCCAACUACACCCGUAGAAAAACUCAUCUCACUCCUGUACCAACUCGACUCGUGGACGGACGAGAUCGAGCCUCAAUCCAAACCCCAGCGUUUUGGAAAUCUCGCUUUCCGCGAUUGGGGACAGAGGCUGGGCGAAAGGAUCGAACAGCUUCACUAUGAUCUGCUGCCCGAACAACUUCAUCCCUUUGUGGUCGAGUUGCGAGAGUAUCUCAUGGAUGGGUUUGGUAGCUUCGUGAGGAUCGAUUACGGAAGUGGACACGAGUUUGCUUUCUUCGCUUGGUUGUGUUAUCUCUAUCGAUUGGGGUUCUUUGAUGGCGACGAAGGCGAUGAGGGGAAGGUGGAAGAGCAGAUCGGCGUGUCCAUCUUUCCAUUGUACCUCAUGGUGGUGUGGAGACUUCAGGAUCGAUAUGGACUCGAACCAGCCGGAUCACACGGAGUCUGGGGUCUAGACGACUUUCAAUUCAUCCCUUACAUCAUCGGCUCCUCUCAACUUCGUUCUCAAUCCUCCCUCCGACCCAACCAGAUCAUCACCGUUUCCUCGCAAACCCAGCUCCUCCCCCAGCCGUCCACACCGGCAGUCCUCAUCUCAACACCCUUCACCAUCCCUGCAUCUAACCUCUCCGGAGACGCCGCCGAGGUGGUACUCCCGAAUCUAUACCUGACAUCACUGUUGCGCAUCCAAGUGCUCAAACGAGGACCGUUUCACGAACACUCUCCUCUGCUAUGGGAUAUAGCUACUACGGUACCGAAUUGGGUGAAAGUGCACGCGGGGAUGCUGAAGAUGUAUGCGGCAGAGUGUUUGGGUAAACGAGUGGUGGUGCAGCAUUUUCCGUUUGGUGGGGUCGGGUGGGUUUGGCAGGAUGCACCGGAGAACGUCACGGCAGGCAUGGCGAAAACCAGUAGCAACAGUGCGGCGGCUGGUGGGAGGAGUAUGGCAUUGGGUGGAUUGCAGGGCAACAUGAGCAGUAUGGGUAGACCGACGGAGAGGAUCACGAGGAUGCCGGCGGCGGGUGGAGCGGUGCCGGCUAGAGGUGCUGUCGGUGGAGUGAGGCUGGGUAGCGCACUGGGUUUGCCAGCUAGAAGUGCGCAGACGAGCAGGCCGACGGGGACGACGUCGAGCGCAAACCCACAAGCACCGACCAAGGCGGAAGACACAUUCGUCCCUCCGCUAGGUCCAACUCGCAUUCCCAAACCACAAUGA